Lipotes vexillifer (Yangtze River dolphin) is the source of this 862-nucleotide messenger RNA. It is a transcript of the gene NHSL3, whose product is annotated as NHS like 3. The record is from RefSeq and is a predicted model, not a curated record. The coding region runs from base 125 to 556 and encodes 143 amino acids. NCBI's taxonomy places the organism in Eukaryota, Metazoa, Chordata, Mammalia, Artiodactyla, Lipotidae. The transcript is spliced from 5 exons. Gene Ontology annotation, biological process: cell differentiation.
CUGGAGCCGCCGCUCUGCGGCUGGGCGGGCAGACUCAUCCCCUCAGCGCUGGGUUAUGGUGAAGGCAUCGCCCGGCGUUCUGGAGAGGUCAACGUAAGGGACGGUCCGAGUGGCGUCGGCAGUCAUGGUGGUGUUCCUGGGCCGUCACCUCCCGGCGCUCCUCGGGCUCUUCAAGAAGAAGGGCUCUGCCAAGGCUGAGAGUGACAAACGACUAAGUGUGGGGCCAGGCCAGGGGCUAGGGUCUGCAGUGGAUGAGCACCAGGACAAUGUCUUCUUCCCCAGUGGGCGACCGCCUCACCUGGAAGAGCUGCACACGCAGGCCCAGGAGGGGCUCCGUUCCCUCCAGCACCAAGAAAAACAGAAACUGAACAAGGGUGCCUGGGCCCAUGGAGACACACAGAGCAUCCAGUCCUCCCGGACCGGGCCAGAUGAUGAUAGCAUCUCCUUCUGCAGCCAGACUACGUCCUACACAGCUGAGAGCUCCAUGGCAGAGGAUGCUCUCUCCGUCCGCUCUGAGAUGAUCCAGCGCAAAGACCCACAGAAAGAGCUGGUCUGACCACCAGGCACCUUGCUGGCACUGCUGACCCAUCCCAGGAAUACAAUCUCAGGGACCUGAGCGGCUCCAAGGAUGAGAGGAUACGGCAGACACUUAACCUGGAGGACGCCUGCAGCCUUAACCUCCACGGCCUUCAAUAUUUACGCAAGCCUGGUGUGGUUCCUGUCCUCCAAGUCAUCCGGCUCUCAUGCCUUUUCCUGAAUGGAUUCACCUCUGGCAGCUGCCGCUUCAGUCGUGGCCUUAGCCUCAUCUUGAAGGAGGUAGCUGGUGGGAGUGGGUGUCUGUGCCCCCUGCUGGCCUCAAGGC